AUGUCUGAUGUACGGAAAGAAGUGGACCACGACACAGUUCUCGUCGCCGGCGAGCCUCCAGCCAUGCAGCAGCAGCAGUACCGCGCGCUGGGAGACGUGCUGCAGCGCCACAAGCACACCGUGGUGGUGGACCUGCUGCCCCCGGCCUACACGCGCGCCGCCUCGCCGCACAAGCCCGCCCCCGCCGCCCCCGCCGCCGCCGCCGGCCAGGACGGCCUCAAGGACGGGGGCUCUCAGCAGGCGGACCAGGCCAUCAGGAGGUACCGCACCGCCUUCACCAGGGACCAGCUGGCUCGGCUCGAGAAGGAGUUCUUCAAGGAGAACUACGUGUCCCGGCCGCGGCGCUGCGAGCUGGCGGCGCAGCUCAACCUGCCCGAGUCCACCAUCAAGGUGUGGUUCCAGAACCGCCGCAUGAAGGACAAGCGCCAGCGCAUGGCCAUGGCGUGGCCCUACGCCGUGUACACCGACCCCGCUUUCGCCGCCUCCAUCCUGCAGGCGGCCGCCAGCGCCGGGGGCCUGCCCGGCAUAGCCGCCGCCGCCUCCUACUACCCCUACUACCAGCACCCGACGCUGCCCCGCUACUCGCCCUACCCGCACCCCGCGCCCUUGCUGCCGCCGGCCGCGCGAUACCCGGCGCCUCCACCAUUGCCGCCGCCGGCGCCCUACCUCAGCCCGGCGCGCUCCGACAACAGCGGCCCCGACGACGACAACUGCGACGGCUCUCCCAGCUGCCGCUGCGGCAUCGUCAACUGCGUGGCGGGGGCGGGCCCGGUGUUCGCCCCGCCCCCUCUGGCCCCGCCCACCGCCGCCUCGCUGCUCAAGAGCGGCCCCGCCCCGCACAAGCUGUUCCAGCCCUACAAGACGGACCUGGCGGAGCACACGUAG
Messenger RNA from Bacillus rossius redtenbacheri, 885 nucleotides. RefSeq names its product segmentation protein even-skipped-like. Gene Ontology annotation, molecular function: DNA-binding transcription factor activity, RNA polymerase II-specific; RNA polymerase II cis-regulatory region sequence-specific DNA binding. The record is from RefSeq and is a predicted model, not a curated record. Gene Ontology annotation, biological process: regulation of transcription by RNA polymerase II. The transcript has 4 exons. Bases 1 to 885 code for a protein of 294 amino acids. Gene Ontology annotation, cellular component: nucleus. Lineage: Eukaryota; Metazoa; Arthropoda; Insecta; Phasmatodea; Bacillidae.